Cladocopium goreaui is the source of this 1790-nucleotide messenger RNA. The record is from the annotation of a GenBank genome assembly. NCBI's taxonomy places the organism in Eukaryota, Dinophyceae, Suessiales, Symbiodiniaceae.
UUGAUGCAGCAAUUGUGGCUCUCCCGGCCAAAUCUUUUUCCAUGCGCUUACAGAAACCGCGCCGUCUCACCCCUUCAGGUUGAAUUUCAUGAUUUUGAUGCAGCGGCCACGGUAUGAGGUACUGGGGCGGCAUGAAGCUGUGGUAGACCGGUACAACCAGUUGCAUCGCUUGGUGGAUGACAAUUCCCCCUUUCAACAGGAAAAGAAGUCUUUUUGGGACCAUCGCCGUCGGCAACUGCUACAGUCCCAGGAGGAGAUCAGGGCUCAGAAAGACCAGAACCGCAGACAUUUGUCACAACUGGAGUUCAAUUAUGAGGAACUUCGCCAGGAAUAUGACCUGUUGAGGCAGAGGAGUUCGUUGGGUUUGAGGAGUCAUCAGCUUCAUCUUGCCGCCGCAGCUGAACGACGGAUCCUGGAUGAUUUGUACCAUGUGGAGGGCCAGAGACGUGUGCUGCAGCAAAAGCAAGCCUUGCUGUUGGAGGAUGAGAAUCGGGUCAGCGCUAACCUUCAGACUUUGGAGCGCGACAUCGAGAAUUUUCGCCUGUCUCUCCAAGCUCAGAGCUCGCAGGGCUCGCAGGGAAGGCCACGACCUGAAUCUGCUCCGCGCUUUAGAUCUACCAUGGAUUCAUAUCAAGCUGGUUCCUUGAGGCCUUCCAGAAUUGCACCAGCUCAGCCCAGCCCACAGUGGCCGCCCACCUGGGACGACCCUGGCAUGGGAGCCCUUGGGAGGGACUUGAACUCCCUGGGAUCUCCUGUUCGUCAGCAGAGUGCUCCGCAGCACUCUCUUCUCAAAUCGGAGCCCCGCAACCAGCAGGCGCUCCCAAGCUUGGCAGCUUGGAAACCGACAGCCUCCUUGGGCUCCUCCUUGGGCGAGGGAAGGCGAGAAGCCGCGGCUUUCAGCCCAUCGCCUUCGCCCCACACCAGUCCGGUGGCCAUGCGAACUUCGCCCAUCUCCAGCCCCGUGGCCCAGGCUGCUCCAGUGCUGCCGGUGGCGCCAGAGGCAGCUGAUGCGGCCAUGAUUUCUUUGGGGAGUCCGGCAAUGCGAAGUGACCCACUCAGGGAGCGACUGGAAGAACAUGAGUUGCAAGAAAUGCAAGUCUUAGGAGAUGGCAACUGUCAGUUCCGUGCCCUUGCAGAUCAGCUUGCUCCUUACUACGACCAAAGGUAUCACGAUCAAGUCCGAGCUCUUGUGGUCCAACAAUUGCGUGCGUACCCUGAGCGGUAUAGCCCUUUUGUGACGGAGGACUACGAUGAAUGGGUGGAUCGCAUGGCUGCCGAUAAAGAGUGGGGAACUGAGGUGACUUUGAGGGCUGCAGCUGAUGCCUUUGGAGCGGAGAUUCACGUCUUUGCAGAUAAUUUGGGUGAAGGCCAGUUGUACAGUGCUUAUGAACCUUCAGAGAAGAAGAUGAGCAAGCUGGUGCGCUUAGUGUUUCGUUCCAACCGCGGUGAUAGCGGCCAUUACAAUUCGGUGGAAGGCAUUUCAAAGUGAGACUGUUGAACUUUUGGCAGCUCAGCUGCUUCUGUCCUCGCCUUGCUUUUGGCACAAGUUGUUGAUUAUUGACGGCCGAUCUUGGCAGAAAGUAAUGUAUACUGCACAUAUUACAUUAAUUAAUCUAGACUGCUAUGAUACACCAAGGUCACCAAAGUAUACAUAUUGGCGACCUAAGCUGUUAUAAGAUCUGGGUCAGAUUUCUGUGCUCCGGCGGCCGCUGUGUUUAAAUAAUCAUAGAAAGCAGUUUCUACCCCGUUGGGUGUGACCCUCCCUAUCUGAGGGUGGGAGAAGGUCAGUC